AUGACGCAAUUCCCAAAGCUGCGUGUCCUGAGAAGUCAAUACGUCAAUCAUCUACUUGACUACCCCAAGUGGGCGGAGUGGACUAUAUUUCAGAAUGUCGAAGUCUUCAUUACACCGUAUAGAAGAGGCAAUGCUUACUGGCGAAAUGAAAUGAAGGAGAUUGCGAAACUUCCUAUGCCAGCCAAUUUAUUACAUUUCGUUUUUGUUGUUGAGAAAGGGUAUAUAAUUAAAAGAGAUGAAUUGAUGCGAGAGUUUGGGAAGCAGGGUAUCAGUUGUCAUUUCACAACUAGAUUGACUCAUCGUGAUUUACUCACAUUAGUGACUGGACUGGAGCGCGACUCACAAGAAGAAGUGGAUGACGACGGCCUUGGACAAGUUAUUGCACUUUAA
Messenger RNA from Melampsora larici-populina 98AG31, 390 nucleotides. RefSeq lists its product as uncharacterized. The record is from RefSeq and is a predicted model, not a curated record. The transcript has 2 exons. NCBI's taxonomy places the organism in Eukaryota, Fungi, Basidiomycota, Pucciniomycetes, Pucciniales, Melampsoraceae. Bases 1 to 390 code for a protein of 129 amino acids.